AUUGUUGAACCUUCUUCCCUUCGGUUCACACACUUGCUGCAACGACUACAACUAUUUCCACCUCUCUCAUUCACUCCUCUCAUUCUUGUUUUCUUCUUCAGAAGUAAAAAAAAAGCAAAAGAAUGACAGAGUUUGAGGAAUUAUCGGAAGGAUGCAUUUCCGCCAUAAUCUCUCGCACAACUCCGGCUGAUGCCGGCAGACUCUCCGUUGUUUCCAAGACUUUCCUAUCUGCAGCCGAUUCUGACGCCGUCUGGAAUCAAUUUCUCCCUUCCGAUUCUCAUUUCAUCGACUCUAUCAUCUCACACUCUCCAUCCCUUGCUAAUGUACCAUCCAAAAAAGCUCUGUAUCUCGCUCUCUCUGAUCUCCCUAUCAUCAUCGACAAUGAUCAGAAGAGCUUUCAAUUGGAUAGGAAGAGUGGAAAAAAGUGUUAUAUGCUUGCUGCUAGAUCUCUCUCCAUUGCUUGGGGUGAUGAUCGACGCUAUUGGAACUGGAUUUCUAUGCCUAAUUCUAGGUUCCCUGAAGUUGCUGAGCUUCUUGAAGUGUGGUGGCUUGAUAUUCGUGGGAUGAUAAAUACCCUUGCCUUGUCCCCAAAUACCCAGUAUGCGGCUUAUCUUGUGUUCAAGAUGAUUGAUGCCGAAGGAUUUCAGAACUGUCCUAUAGAGUUAUCAGUUGGUGUCGAAGGUGGCCACAGUAAUACUAAAAUUGUCUGUUUGGAUCCAAAUGUUGAAGUGGAAGGUAUGCAGCAUAACAGAGCAGUAGGAUUGCAACGUCCUAGUGUGAGAAGUGAUGGGUGGUUGGAGAUUGAGAUCGGAGAGUUCUUCAAUUCAGGCCUAGAAGAUGAAGUCCAAAUGAAUGUUAAGGAGACAAAUAAUUGGAAGAGAGGUCUCUUUCUUGAAGGAAUAGAAGUUAGGCCUAAGUAAGACCAUUCAGCAACAUUCCGUGAACUAUGCAAGGGGUCUUGCGUCUUAGGUGGCGUAACAUGUUUGAAGACUGACAACCUACUAUGUUUACAUUUAUAUUUUUGUCAUGGUUCAAUAUACUGGGAUAAUUGUGUUUAUAUUACUUAUUGUAGUUUGAUAUAUUGGGAUUGGAUAACUGUUUUGGAUAUCAAUUUACUCUUGAUUGUUCGAGCUAUAUUUGUGAUGCAAUACGAAUUAGCUGCCAUUUAUUGAUUUGGAA
This is a messenger RNA of Medicago truncatula (barrel medic), 1179 nucleotides long. Its product is annotated as F-box protein PP2-B10. The transcript is spliced from 3 exons. Gene Ontology annotation, molecular function: protein binding. The record is from RefSeq and is a predicted model, not a curated record. Bases 123 to 920 code for a protein of 265 amino acids. Lineage: Eukaryota; Viridiplantae; Streptophyta; Magnoliopsida; Fabales; Fabaceae.